AUGGAGGUGAUGGCAGGUCCUACGUUCUCCAUCGAGGUCUCGGAAUACGGAAGCGAUCUACCGGCGACGGAGAAGGCUUCCUCCUCCUCCUCCUCCGGUGAAACGUUGAACGAGGAUGGAGGCGGUUUGAGUCGACCCGGAAGCGGAAUCUGGUCAGGGCAGACGGCGGAUUACUCGUCGGAAAGUUCAUCAUCGAUCGGAACGCCCGGAGACAGCGAGGACGAAGAAAGCGGGGAAGAAGACGACGACGUUUCAUCUAAAGAGCUAGGGCUUCGAGGAUUAGCUUCAAUGAGCUCUCUCGAAGAUUCUCUCCCCAGCAAAAGAGGGUUAUCGAAUCACUACAAAGGAAAAUCAAAAUCGUUUGGGAAUUUAGGGGAGAUCGGGAGUGUAAAAGAAGUGCCGAAGCAAGAGAAUCCAUUGAAUAAGAGAAGAAGGUUACAGAUCUGCAACAAACUGGCAAGAAGAUCGUUCUACUCGUGGCAAAACCCUAAAUCUAUGCCUCUGUUACCAGUAAACGAAGAUGAGGAUGACGACGAGGAAGACGAAGACGAUGAAGAUCUGAAAUCUGGGUUCGACGAGAACAAAUCAACAUCGAGCGACGAUGAGCGAGGAACGAGAGGAGUUGUUGCGAGGAGACCGUCGUUCAAGAACAGAGCCUUCAAGUCUCGGAGUUGUUUUGCACUCUCAGAUCUGCAGGAAGAAGAUGAUCAAUAA
Thlaspi arvense is the source of this 714-nucleotide messenger RNA. The record is from the annotation of a GenBank genome assembly. NCBI's taxonomy places the organism in Eukaryota, Viridiplantae, Streptophyta, Magnoliopsida, Brassicales, Brassicaceae.